AUGGAGUCGAUUAAUCGAACACGUGUUAUCGCGGCAUAUGAAAACAUGAUAUCUGAUGAAUUACGUGCGUUAUUGAAUUCACGACCUCCUAGGGAUGUUUGUUGUCGUGCGAGAGCGCGCCGUGUAGCAAUACUUAAAUCAAGACGGAUAAAAGCGAGGACAAGACCACCAGAAACCGGGUUGGUGUUGCCGAUUUACGAAGAUGAUUACGUGCAUUUCCUCGCAACCGAUUCGGAUUCUGAUCAUGGUGAUAGGGAGGACCAAACAGACGACGAUAAUGCAAUGGAUUAUGAUUUUGUUGAACAUCUCGAUAACGCCGAUGAGUGUAUUAUGGAACAGGAAGGGUUUGGAUCCAUACCGAUCAUAAAUGUGAAACCUGGAUUAACAGAAAACGGUUAUUUUGAUGAUGGAGAUCCGUUUUAUACCUGUCAAAAUUGCGGUGCUUAUAUGUGGUUUGGCGAGCGUAUUAACAAACGUGGAGCUAAAAAUAGGCCUAUAUUUUCUAUGUGUUGCAUGAAGGGUAAAGUGGAGCUGCCUAAACUAAAAAAUCCUCCACCGGUGCUUAUGUCGAUGUUGUAUGGCAAGGAUGAGACAAGCAAAAAUUUCCGUGCUUUAAUUAGAGCAUACAAUAUGAUGUUCUCAUUCACGUCGCUUGGUGGUCAAAUUGAUAAUUCCGUGAACCAUGGGAAUGCACCGUAUGUGUUUCGCAUGCAGGGUCAAAAUUAUCAUCGCAUCGGUGAACUUUUGCCUGGCCCUUCCAAAAGUCCUGCUUUCUCGCAGCUCUAUAUUCAUGAUACCGUAAACGAAGUCUCGAAUAGGAUGGGUGUUAUGGGGUGAGUUGUUUAUUGUAAUAUAUUUUUUAUAUUAUGUCCACGAAUUAAUUUCCGUUUUUUGUUGUUUUUAAUUGUUUUAGCGAGAAAGGACCGGGUAAGCAAAUAAAGAAGAGUAUCGUUAAGACUUUAUAGGAUAUGUUAGAUGCUAACAAC
Molecule: messenger RNA, 986 nt
Organism: Arabidopsis lyrata subsp. lyrata
Lineage: Eukaryota; Viridiplantae; Streptophyta; Magnoliopsida; Brassicales; Brassicaceae
Exons: 3
Coding region: 1-837 (278 amino acids)
Source: RefSeq, a predicted model, not a curated record